GUAGACCACGAAUUCCUCAGCGCUCCUGAAAUCACAGACCUCUCUCUCGCCUCUGUUACCGGCACACAUUCAUCGAACUCCUCCUCGCAGCAGACGUUUGAACGAAGCCGCUUUCCAGAAGGAUGUUGCGAAGUGCUCCCUUCCUUGUACUGCUGGCCGUAGCGCUCUGUCAAACCGAGGAGGUGCAGACUAAGAGUAAGGUUUGUGCCAAUGUGUUCUGUGGCGCAGGAAGAGAGUGUGCAGUCACUGAGAAGGGAGAACCCAGCUGCUUGUGUAUAGAGAGCUGUAAGCCCCACAAGCGUUCAGUGUGUGGCAGUAACGGUAAGACAUACCGCAACCACUGUGAGCUCCACCGAGACGCAUGUCUCACCGGCCUCAAGAUCCAGGUGGCCCACGACGGACACUGCCAGGAACUACGACAAUGGUGACUCCCAGCUGGACUCCUCAGAGCUCCUUAAGUUCAUCCAACAUAAUGACUCCAACGUGGACAUGCAGUCAUACGCAGACCAGGAGAGCAACAAGCUGCUCAGGAGCCUGUGUGUGGAUGCCCUGAUCGAGAUGUCCGAUGAGAACACUGACUGGAAGCUGAGCUUCGAUGAGUUCCUCAACUGCCUGAAGCCCGGCUUCAACCCACCUGAGAAGAAGUGUGCUCUGGAGGAUGAGACCUAUAAGGAUGGGGCUGAGACACAGGUGGAGUGUAACCGCUGUGUGUGUGCCUGCGGCAACUGGGUCUGCACCGCCAUGACCUGCAAUGAUAAGACAGCGGUCGUCGAGGAGACCGGGGAGGCAGGGCAGGAGAUGGCCGAGGAGGAAUGGAGCCUCCGUGUGGCCGAGCUCAACAAGCACCAGGAAACAGUGGAGAAGAUGAAGGCCAGCACAAAGGAGGCCUAAGAUGCCUAAAGAAGGAGGCCUAAGAUGCCUAAAGAAGGAGGGUGUGAAGGAAAGAGAGAGAGAAAAAAUACUUCACUCUUCUUCCAUUCUUGAUAAGGCCCUGUGCUGUUGCUGAAUUUACUCAUAUGUUAAUUAUUAUAGCUUUUUGUUUAUGUGUGUUAGAUGCAGGGCAGUCAAGAGUAUUAUUUGCGGAGUUUCUUGAGUUAAGUACUGUCUUCAUGUUCAAUUGUUUUACUGCACCCCUGCACUAGGAAUGGGGCCAUUUUUACUGCUGACUUUUUAAAUAUUGUUUUUCUAUCUAUACAUUAUAAACACAGUAUUUGUUGUUAUGGCUUUUUUUUGUAAAAUAGCAAGCGGUAAAUGGUUGGCGAUGAGAAAAAUGUGAGAUGUUUGGAGUGAACUGUUGGGACACCUUUCUCCAUCAAGGAAAUAAAAUCACCUUUAAAGUCCUUCCAGAUGUGUUAGAGAAAUGUUGAGCAAGACAAUGAUAGUGUCUCAUUGUAGGGGAAGGGGAUGUCUUACUUGAUACUACUUGACCAAUGCACUUCUCCCUCCAUGACUAGCAGCAUAGUUUCAGGCCUUAGUGGAUUGUCCCGUUUAGUUAGAAUCCUUUGCUUUUUGACAAAUGUGUUUGCUUCUAUGUACAAUUUGUUAUGUCCUWGAUUUGGAGAUCAUAUGUGAUUGCAAUGGCUCCUGUGCUGUAUUCCGUCGACUCUCUCUGGUGCUUGUUUUAGAAACAUUGAAGCGUAGAUUGUAGAAUGAAAGCAACAAGCACCAAGCACAGAGCUGAGUACAGCAUGGGGAGAACUAAAACCAAAGCCUGACGAUGACUAUGAUGUUGAUGUACGAACCCCUCCAGGCAAAGCAUUUCUCUGGACCCAGCAACAACACUAUACCUGUGCUUGUCAAAGAUCAGUCAUAAGGAUUAGCCUCGCUGUCAACUAAUGUAGCUUAGAUGCAUCUCUAACUCAGAGUGCAUGCUUAUAUGAAAUAAUGUGUGUCUGUAAUGAAGGAGUGUUUUUGAGAGAGUGCGUACUGCCUACAAGUGUGUGGUGGUGUGUCAUAUUUGUUUUGUUAUGUUUUAUUUGUCAAAGUCCCACUUAUCUUGAGAAUCGUUUCUGGUUAUAUCAGUGCCUUAAAACCCAAACAUAGGCCUGCAGACAUACACCGUAGAGGUCUCGUGUCCUGCAACCUUUAAACCACAAUUGGAAUGGGCAAGACUGUUCUUGGCAGAAUUUUGGUAUAGAUUUUGGAGCUAUGUGGUUUAGUCCUUGUUAAAUGUUUGUGUAAAAGUUGAAUAGCUAGGUUAAAACUAGGUUUAUAUUCUAAAAGGAAUGCAGAGUCUAUAAUGAAUAUGUAUGUCAAUAAAAUAAAACCCAUACAGUAUUA
Salvelinus sp. IW2-2015 is the source of this 2280-nucleotide messenger RNA. NCBI's taxonomy places the organism in Eukaryota, Metazoa, Chordata, Actinopteri, Salmoniformes, Salmonidae. The record is from RefSeq and is a predicted model, not a curated record.